AGGCAGCUCCUGUCCCUUAUGUCUCUUUGUAGGGAACAGAGCAGACUUCCCAGAGCAUCACUGAAGACAAUAUACAACUCUAGGGACUACACCCGAGCUGCAGACCUCUGUGCAGCCCAUCUCUCAGCUGCAGCAGCGGAUCCCAACAAAGUGGGCACGUGGAGAGAAAAGACAGACCAACUUGAGCUGGAGGAACAUAAUUCAGAAGUCCUGAAGAAAAAGUGGAAAUUUUAAAAAUAAACAAUCCAAAGGUCACUUCUGAAAUGAAGAAAUAAUGAUCAGCAGGUCAGACUCAUCAUCGUUGGAUUGGACCGCAAAAGAAAAAGGAAUCUGGAACAUAUCCCGAAUAGACAUUGGUGGUUUGAAAAUGAGCAGCUCUUUAAAGAACAUCUUGAAAGGUCCCAACAGUGCUUUUAAUUCAUCAGCCAGGCGUUUAUCUUAUUUCUCCAGCUCUCUCUGAGAGGGAACAUUAAAGACUUUGUUGAUAGAGCUCUUGGGGAACGAGUAAUAAUUCGUAUAUGAAGUCUUAAAACUUUACAGCUGUUGACUGAAGAGAGACAGAAUUGCCAAGUGCAUAUGAAAAUUAUAUUUUGCUGUAUUCUAUGAGGGAGAAGUAUGUGUCUGGACUAACAAUACAUUGCUGCACAGGGGACUGCAGAAAUGUUUACAGGAUGUGGAGUGUUUAGUGGCAAUAACCAGUGUCUGGCUAACAGCAAUGUCACUCCCCAACCAGGACAUGAGAUAAAGAGACCAAACCAAAGUGCUAAUGGAGUAAACCAAGGGACGUGCCGUCUUUAUCAGGGUCAAACUUACACGAAUACUGUAAUGCAGCCAGUGGUGUUCGACAGUGUCUCUAAUCCACUGAAACCUUCACCGUUGACACCUUCUGCAACAGCAGUUAAACUAGGACAGGAAGGUUUCAAAAAAGUUUGCCGCACUGAGGAGGACAGCCCCUGUCCCUUUCCAGGCUUGGCUUCUGGGGUGCUGGAGAUGCGUGUCAAAGAGGGUAGCAAGAUUCGCAACCUAAUGGGAUUUGCUAUGGCUCGCAUGCAAGGAGAAAAGACUGGAAGUGCAGGAGGUGCAACCGUCGGCGGGCUCAGGCAGGUUGUCUUUACUGGGUCAGGUCGUGCGGUCACAAAGACCAUCACUUGUGCUGAGAUUAUGAAACGAAAAGUGGGCUGCCUGCAUCAGAUCACCAAGCUAAGGUAUAAAGUGUUGAAAGAAGUGUGGGAGAGUAACCAGGGGGCACCUUCUGAGAUGACGGUGCACAGGACUGUACCUUCCAUCAGCAUCCUUCUUUCUAAGGAUCCUCUGGAUCCACAAGAGCCAGGCUAUCAGCCUCCAGAGGCUUUUAGUGCAUUGUGGGAGGACACAGCUGUGACUGAGCCUGCAACGCAAACAGCAUACAAGAGACCUCUUGGACCAUUGACAUACAGCAGCUUCCCUUCCUGUAAGAAGCUGUGUUUGGGGGAAGGAGUCUCAGUCCUUCCUCCUAACUGACUGGCUGAACCCCUGUCACAGUGGAGAGGAUUGAAUCAGCAAAGUUCAUUUGGCGCUGCACUCUAUUCUAGCACAAUGCUGAGACAAUCAGAACAUUCACUCAGUCAGAACAGUGCUUUCUUAGAAGAACUGAAUCCCAAUUCAAGCCUCAGGAGGUCAGUUUGACUGAGACUGAAAAGCUUGCUUCUGCUCAAAGAGUACAGAACAGAUUUAUGGCCCCAGACAUUACAACUGUGGUAAUGUGUGACUGUACUGUGUGAAGAACAAAACAACAUCAAAAUGAAGCCAUUGAUUGCACAAGUUGUGGGUUAAACUAUUAUUGGUAUGAAGUCAUUUUUGUUCAUAAAUACCCUGAAAUUAAGUUUUUCAGAUUUUAAAAAAUGAUUUUAAUAGAAAUUAAAAAUGUAAAAUACAGAUGGUAUAAAUAAUUGCAAAUGUGCCAAUGUAGUUUUGUCUGACUAUCAAUCUUCACACAAAAAUAAACAUUUUUUCUCCAAAUUAA
Girardinichthys multiradiatus is the source of this 2002-nucleotide messenger RNA. RefSeq names its product ribonuclease P and MRP subunit p25, b (gene rpp25b). The transcript is spliced from 2 exons. The record is from RefSeq and is a predicted model, not a curated record. Lineage: Eukaryota; Metazoa; Chordata; Actinopteri; Cyprinodontiformes; Goodeidae. Gene Ontology annotation, molecular function: RNA binding. The coding region runs from base 661 to 1500 and encodes 279 amino acids. Gene Ontology annotation, cellular component: ribonuclease MRP complex. Gene Ontology annotation, biological process: tRNA 5'-leader removal.